AUGGCCGGGCAGCUUCGAUGGCUCAGUACGGAGGUAAAUGCACUUCCCAGCAGCAACUUCUUGGAGACCGACCAGGGAAUUGCCACCAUUCACGCGUUUGGAUGGGAAGAUGCGUAUGGUGCCGAGAACAGCAAAGCAGUAAAUGCAGCCAAAUUACCCUCAUAUACAUUCUUUUCACUCGAAGAGCAGCUGACCCUCGUGCUUGACUUGGUAGUCGCUGGGGUGACCCUGCUCAACAUGAUCCUUAUUGUCACCCUGAGGAAUAAUUUCACAGCCGGCGAUGUGGGACUAAGUGUGAACGUGAUUCUGAUAGUCACUAGGGCCCUGUUGAUCACGGUCCAAUCAUGGGCCAACUGCGAGGCCUCGCGGGGCGUCAUUCCACGCAUCAUGGACUCUGUGAAGACGGGGUUCCCCGAGCCAAAGCCGACCUCGCCAACCCCGACCGGAGCACCUUCGGGAGCCGCCCACGCUCUCGACCAUACCUCGUUGAAGGUGGACCCGGGCCAAACCAUUAGCAUCUGCGGAUGCACCGGCAGCGGCAACCCCUCUCUUCUGUUGAGUUUCGCACAUCUGCUCGAGCUGUCCGAGGGGAGUAACGCCAUUGAUGGCCUAGAUCUGACCUCGAUCCCACGGGACGUGGUACGGUCUCGAUCGAGUACCAUCCCACAGGACUCGUUCAUUUUGGCGAGCGACUCGGUACGUCACAACCCGGACGCCGCGGGACUCGCGACCGAUGAGCAGAUUCUGGAUGCUCGGGAUACGGUCCAUCUCCGCUCGCAGUUGGACAACAAAGCUCUGGAUUCUGGCUUCGCCGCGAGUGCGUUUCUUGACGUUCCCAUGCGGGAGUGGCCUCUAUUUCAGGGCCAGUUGCAGCUGUUCUCACUUGCGCGGGCUCUCCUGCUUCGCCGGUCGCGGGGCAAAGUGGUGCUGCUGGAUGAGGCUGCUAGUAGCAUCGACCUUGAGACCGACGCACUGAUACGAAAGGUGCUAUGUGAGGAGCUCAGAGGAUAUACCGUUCUCGUGGUGGCUCACCGGUUGGAACCGAUCGUUAGUGCAGACUCCGUUGUUGUCCUGGAUUAG
Aspergillus fijiensis CBS 313.89 is the source of this 1080-nucleotide messenger RNA. RefSeq names its product P-loop containing nucleoside triphosphate hydrolase protein. NCBI's taxonomy places the organism in Eukaryota, Fungi, Ascomycota, Eurotiomycetes, Eurotiales, Aspergillaceae. Gene Ontology annotation, molecular function: ATP hydrolysis activity; ATPase-coupled transmembrane transporter activity; ATP binding. The record is from RefSeq and is a predicted model, not a curated record. The transcript is spliced from 3 exons. Gene Ontology annotation, cellular component: membrane. Bases 1 to 1080 code for a protein of 359 amino acids. Gene Ontology annotation, biological process: transmembrane transport.